Pieris rapae (cabbage white) is the source of this 705-nucleotide messenger RNA. Its product is annotated as NADH dehydrogenase [ubiquinone] 1 alpha subcomplex subunit 6-like. The transcript has 4 exons. Bases 154 to 642 code for a protein of 162 amino acids. Lineage: Eukaryota; Metazoa; Arthropoda; Insecta; Lepidoptera; Pieridae. Gene Ontology annotation, cellular component: extracellular region. Gene Ontology annotation, biological process: response to oxidative stress. The record is from RefSeq and is a predicted model, not a curated record.
AUUAAAAUUAUUUUAUGACAGCAGGAAACUAUCUAACAUUUUAAUUCCUAUGCAUACUUAUUUUGUUUUAUUAAAAUCUUGAAUUAAAAAAAUAAUAACUAUGCUGUCAUUUUAUUGUCAUCUGCUUAAAAACUUGGCAAAUGGUAAUGAAUAAUGGCUGCUAAAGUAACAGGGUGUAAGGCAGUGAAGCCACUUUUAUCUGCUAACUAUUGUGAAGCUCAUACGCGGGUUGUUGGCUUGUACAAGGCUUAUUAUCGGUAUAUCCCAUAUUUAGUUAGACAGUUUGAUAUUCCUAAAUCUCCUGAGGAUUGUCGCUGGAAAUUGAGAGAGAAUUUUUAUAAACAUGCUUGCGUCACAGAUCUCCGUGUUAUUGAUAUGUUAGUCAUUAAGGUUAACCGUGAUGGCGUUGGCUGCUGGAAUUCAAACAAGCCGUACACACCGGACACCAACCCGUUAAUAAUAUCAGACCCCGAACUCUUCGAAUUCCCCAACGACCUUAAGGUUGACUACGAAGAUACUCUAUGGAUAUUGAGUGAUAAACUACCGCGGUUCAUCUACAAAGGUCUAGACCCGAAUGCCGUUAAUCAUAGGAUAUUCAGCAUCAAGGUGGUUGAUGCUAUCACGGGCACUGCUUGUCAGUAGAAUUAUCUGUGUACUGUGUACACGCACUUUUAUUGCUAUUCAAUAAAAAUUAAAUGUACAAAA